AUGUUCUCUUUUAGAUACGUGAUCACUGCGCUCUGUGCCGCCGGUGCCGUCUUCGCAAAGGAGUCUCAUGAUGUGCCAGUCGAGGAAGCUCCCAGUAUCAUCACGGCUCUUUUUACCGAUGGCAACAAUCGCGACAGUCGUGCCGACUUUACACCUGGCAAAUGGGAGUUUGACGGAUGUGCGGCAAAUCCAAUACCCCCCUCCUCUGCUUUCUCCGCAGCAACCAGUCUGAUGGAUACUGACCAGUGCAAUGUCGCCGGAGCAGUUGCCCCUUGGCCCAUUCACCGCAUCAAGCAGCAUGGUAUCCCUGCGCAAUGUACGUACAGAGGCUCCGAGGGCGGGUCCUUCCAGAUCUUUGGCAGCGGCCUCCGGCAUCAACCGCCCGUGCACCCGCUCUCCACGACCUUGACUUGCACCUGGGACGUGCAACACCAGUGGGAAGGUCUAGAACACCCCGUUGACCGUCCGAACCCUGAACCCCUUGCUGAGAUUGUCUCCACCCCCAGCCAACAGCAUCGCACAGUGUCGACGGAUCAUUCGAUUGUUCUCGCUGGCACACCCACCUUGGGUACGCCCAAAGGUAUCUUUAGUGUUGUGGACAGCGAGGCCGCUUUUGCCGACGCAGUUGAUACUGUUGUUCUUAAGGGGCUCAAGUAUCGUACAGCGCGGAUGAUACCAUGCACGAUUAUCCGCGGGAACGCAUUGGCAUAA
Microdochium trichocladiopsis is the source of this 711-nucleotide messenger RNA. RefSeq lists its product as uncharacterized. Bases 1 to 711 code for a protein of 236 amino acids. NCBI's taxonomy places the organism in Eukaryota, Fungi, Ascomycota, Sordariomycetes, Xylariales, Microdochiaceae. The record is from RefSeq and is a predicted model, not a curated record. The transcript has 2 exons.